Molecule: messenger RNA, 1277 nt
Organism: Oncorhynchus keta (chum salmon)
Lineage: Eukaryota; Metazoa; Chordata; Actinopteri; Salmoniformes; Salmonidae
Product: hornerin-like
Exons: 2
Coding region: 78-1277 (399 amino acids)
Source: RefSeq, a predicted model, not a curated record
GAACAAUGGUUUAAUAAUCCAACAGGGGCAAUAGACAGGUCAAGGCAGGCAGAGGGCAGAUAACCAGAGGUGGAGCAAUGGUACCGGACGGCAGGCAGGCUCAGGGCAGGCAGCGGUCAAUACUCCAGAGGUGGGGCUCAGGGCAGGCAGCGGUCAAUACUCCAGAGGUGGGGCUCAGGGCAGGCAGCGGUCAAUACUCCAGAGGUGGGGCUCAGGGCAGACAGCGGUUAAUACUCCAGAGGUGGGGCUCAGGGCAGGCAGCGGUCAAUACUCCAGAGGUGGGGCUCAGGGCAGACAGCGGUCAAUACUCCAGAGGUGGGGCUCAGGGCAGACAGCGGUCAAUACUCCAGAGGUGGGGCUCAGGGCAGGCAGCGGUCAAUACUCCAGAGGUGGGGCUCAGGGCAGACAGCGGUCAAUACUCCAGAGGUGGGGCUCAGGGCAGGCAGCGGUCAAUACUCCAGAGGUGGGGCUCAGGGCAGACAGCGGUCAAUACUCCAGAGGUGGGGCUCAGGGCAGACAGCGGUCAAUACUCCAGAGGUGGGGCUCAGGGCAGACAGCGGUCAAUACUCCAGAGGUGGGGCUCAGGGCAGGCAGCGGUCAAUACUCCAGAGGUGGGGCUCAGGGCAGACAGCGGUCAAUACUCCAGAGGUGGGGCUCAGGGCAGACAGCGGUCAAUACUCCAGAGGUGGGGCUCAGGGCAGACAGCGGUCAAUACUCCAGAGGUGGGGCUCAGGGCAGGCAGCGGUCAAUACUCCAGAGGUGGGGCUCAGGGCAGACAGCGGUCAAUACUCCAGAGGUGGGGCUCAGGGCAGACAGCGGUCAAUACUCCAGAGGUGGGGCUCAGGGCAGACAGCGGUCAAUACUCCAGAGGUGGGGCUCAGGGCAGACAGCGGUCAAUACUCCAGAGGUGGGGCUCAGGGCAGACAUCGGUCAAUACUCCAGAGGUGGGGCUCAGGGCAGACAGCGGUCAAUACUCCAGAGGUGGGGCUCAGGGCAGACAGCGGUCAAUACUCCAGAGGUGGGGCUCAGGGCAGACAGCGGUCAAUACUCCAGAGGUGGGGCUCAGGGCAGGCAGCGGUCAAUACUCCAGAGGUGGGGCUCAGGGCAGACAGCGGUCAAUACUCCAGAGGUGGGGCUCAGGGCAGGCAGCGGUCAAUACUCCAGAGGUGGGGCAAAGGUACAGGUCGGCAGGCAGGACAGGCAAGGGUCAAAACCAGGAGGGCACGAAAAAGAGAGACUGGAAAAAGCAGGCGCUGAGCCACAAAAACACUGGUUGA